AACCUAGCCUGUCAAGGCACUGUAGCUUGUGGUAACCUGGGCCCUUCCCACGUUAAACAGUUCAUUCUGUUGUAGUUGAAGAUUGCUCAUUUCCUCCAGUGACUAAUCUUUUUGUGGAGGUGAACCAUUUCAACAAAUAACAUAUGUAAGACACCCAGACAAAACCAUGGAAGGUAGUCGACGCAAGAGUCACUCCAGUGGAGCUAAAGUUACUAGUGAGGAGUGCGGUGUUAGCGUUGGUGAUCGUGUAGUAUGGUUAAGUGAAGAAUACCCAGAACUUGGUUUCGUACGCUGGACUGGAAAACUCUCAGGCCCUGGGGAUCCUCCAGGCUGGAUGGUUGGCGUUGAAUUUGAUAAUCCUGUAGGUAGUGACAAUCACAGGGUAAACAGUCGUCUGUUGUUUGAAGCUAAGAUGAGUCAUGCAUCAUUGCUGCCCGUGACCAGCCUUAUGAAAGCGGAAGAUUUCCUAGGGUCAGAUGCUCUAAAUUCAGAGCAGCAUGGUGGACCCAACCCUGGUGGGAAAAAACAAGCACACCUUACAUCAAAGGGUGAUAACCAGCUAAGCAGUGAAAUAACCAGCAUGACUCCGUUCCAACUUUUAGCCUAUGAGCAGCUGACUGCUGUUGGACAGCAACGCUCAUCUGGCCCUCCUCCUCCACCUUACUCUGAAAAAGAAGACUGGGAAUUACUUCCACACAUGACAUACAGUUCACAGAAGAACAUGUCUUCCAGCAAUAAAGAAACACUACAUGAUCACAAGUCUCGACAGAGAGAUAAGAGCAAAAUGUUAAAUCGUAGUGGUGAGAGGAAAAACAACAAGUGGAAAUCUCAGGGAAGUGGCCGAUCAUCUAAUGCCAACAAUGACCAUGAACAAGGAUCUCCUGUUGGAGGGCUGGGGGAGACUGAUUUCCCAGUCAACCCACUUUAUCAUCUAUCUCGUCAUGGCAUAGAUCAGUUGGAAGUGGUAUCUGAUGGAGAUGGAAGUGUCUAUGAAACCCCUGAGGGAAGUAUUGAAGGAACAGAAGAGGAUUUAGAUAUUGGUUCCAUGGUGGAAGUUGUCAUUAAGGAAGUCCCAAGAUUUGGUGUUAUACGUUGGAUUGGCACUGUUCCUGGAGAUAAGAAAGAAGGAAGAAAAGUUGCUGGAGUGGAAAUGGAGGAUACAGAAGAUGGUUUGUCAGACGGAACUUUCAGUGGUAAACGUUACUUCACAUGUGCAACAGGAAAAGCCCUCUUUGUACCUCUACGGAUGUGUCAUAAAGAUAGUCGUUUUCUAGAAUCCAUCUCUUCAAAUCCAAGAGCUAGUCUAGGGGGGAGAUCAUCUCGAGCUUUUGGUAGUAUGGAUUGCCAGCCAGUAGGUGGGAGUGUGCCUCCCCUCUCAACUCAAGAAGAGGUACAGGCUAUGUUUGGGAAAAAUCGUGGCAUCCAAGGUCAUCAAAAUUCUUGUUACUUGGAUGCUACCCUCUUUAGUAUGUUUGCAUUUACUAGUGUUUUUGACAACCUACUGUUCCGUCCCCCAACUCCACAUGAUAUUAAAGAAUAUAAUGAGGUUCAAAGAGUGUUACGUGAGGAAAUAGUUAAUCCUCUUCGUGCAAAUCUCUUUGUGCGUGCUGAUAGAAUCAUGAAGUUGCGUACCAUGCUAGAUCAUCUCUCAUCUGUUCGUGGCCUUACAACAGAAGAAAAAGAUCCAGAAGAAUUCCUCCAUUCCCUCUUGGCACAAAUUCUACAGGCUGAGCCAUUCCUACAGCUGUCCUCAGGUCAAGAAGCUUACCAUUACCAGUUGUUUGUUGACAAAGAUGAAAAACUAAACCUACCAUCUGUGCAGACUUUGUUUGACCAGUCGUUUCUUACCUCAGAUAUCAAGUUAAAACAAGUUCCGUCCUGCUUGAUCAUCCAGAUGCCUCGUUUUGGAAAAGAUUAUAAGAUGUACCCAAGAAUCCUGCCGUCCAUGGUGCUUGAUGUAACAGAUGUUAUUGAGGAUUCUCCUCGCCAGUGUAUUAUCUGUGGAAAAUUAGCAGAGUAUGAAUGUCGGGAAUGUUUUGGCCAGUGCGGAUCAGGUCUUGAAAGUAUUGCAUUCUGUGCAAAAUGUAUGGAUAAGGUUCACAGCCACAAAAAGAGAGGCAGCCAUGCUUCUACACGCAAACUUAAAGUACCUCCAGACUUCCAGAUGCUAGCUGAUCACUGUGGAUCCAUUCCUAGAGUGUACAUGGAACUUUUUGCUGUGGUUUGCAUAGAAACAUCACAUUAUGUUGCCUUUACCCGCUGUGGUUCUGGUGCAGAUGCUACUUGGUGUUUCUUUGAUUCUAUGGCAGAUCGUAAAGGGGAACAGCAUGGGUAUAAUAUACCAACUGUUGUUGAAUGUGGAGACUUGAUGCAGUGGGUUGGGGAGGAAGGAAGCCAGAUGCUUCAUGCUGUUACUGACAACAAGGCCUUACCUGAUUUACCACGUCGUCUCUUAUGUGACGCUUACAUGUGUUUCUAUAUGAGCCCAAAGGUAAUGAUGUAUAGGUAAGCUGAUGAUGUGCUAUUUGUGCUAGAAGUAUUGGAUGUCCCAGAUUCAAUUAUGAUGAAAAUGGUACAUCGUGAAUUAUAUAUGAAACUUCUAGUGUUUUGUUACUUCAAGUUCCACAUAAGCAAUAACAUUCAGCUUCUGUCCAUUAAGUUUGUGAUGAAUUUGACUAUCAGAUGUGUGUGUUGGGGUCAUCAGAACAAAAUAAUACCAUCAGUUACAAUUUAGUUAUAUAGUUUUAAGUACACAAUAUUUUUUCACAUCUACAGCCCCACACAGGAAUAUACUGUCUUGUUUUAACUAAGAUGACCAAAUACAAGCAGUGCGGGAACCAGCUGUCAAACAGAAACUCUUUAAUUUCAAGUAUAUUGUAUUUGAUCAUAGCUAAUACAUUUCUCCCUACAAUAGUAUGUAUAUGCAAAAGAUAACUUCACUGGCAAAAUUAUUGAGAUAUAAAUUACUUGGUUUAGAUAACAGUAUAUGUUAUUUUUUUAUGAGUUCAGUCAUGCCACUAAGUCAAAAUGUGGUCUUAUUUGAGAUAAUUGUGGUUUCAUAUGAAUCAUGGGUCAGAUAUGAAUAAGUUUCUGUAAUAUUAUAAACAAUAGUGAUAAACUGUCUUUUAUACUUUGGUUUUAGGUCUUUUAUCUCAAGGAGACAAAGAAUAUUAAAGUUCUUAUGUGCCACGAACAUUAUCUUUGAUGUUUUCAUUCAGGUGUCAAGAAGUUGUUGGUUGAUGAAAAUGAGAAAAUUGAGGGGAAUAGUAAAACUGUUGUAAAUAGGGUACAUUAUGGUAAUACUGGCCAUUCACAGGAAGUUUUUGAAAAUCAGGUAGGAAAGGCAGCAGUGAAGACUUGUACCAGUGGGGAUUUGGGAACAUUAAUGACAUUGGUAAUCAUAGACCUGAUUUUUCCAGCUUUAAACAUUGGUGCUAGUAAAAACAACGUUCUUUUGGCCAGCCCUAGGAGAGUUCAGAAUAUUAACUCAAGUGGUCUGGCUAAACUAAUUAAUAAUAAGAAGAGAUUUAAUGGUUAAACUACUUGAUAACAGUAAUAGCAAGCAAUUGAGGAUAACUGUAGUUCGAAACAUGUACAUAAUGUGUAUUGUAGUUUUCCUAAUUUUAGGCAUGAUUUUGGGCCAUUAGAUGACUUUUUAUGUUAUCUAUGGUACUAAUUGAAGGUUAUUAUUCUUUGUCAACACUGCUGUCACCCUAAAUACUGUGCAUAGCUUUUGUUAAGAAUGCCUUUAAUUUGGUGGAAGUUAAGGUAGUUAAAAUAUUAGCUUUGAUUUGCACUCAAGGUAAAUUAUAUUACAACAGAAUUAGCACAAUAUACAUGUAUUGCUAAAUUGUCUAAGUCUAACCAGAUGUUGUAUCAAGUCUGGAAAAAAAAUACUUGCGAGUUCUCAAAGAUUGAGAUGGUUAAACCAUGUGGUAUGAAGAAAUGAGCAACAGCUACUUAGAAAAGCAAUAGUUUUGGACCUUUAGAAAUACCCAGGAAAUCAAGUAGAGAAAAAGUUUAUGAUAAUAAUAAUAGUAUAACCAGACCACUUAGUUAUGCCUAAUUUGAUGUGCUUUAUAAUUUCUUUCUCAUGUAAUUUUGCCUAUUAUUGGACUUCUAAACAUAGGCAAAUAGGUAGAUAUCUCUUCAUAACUAACCCCUUUGUUUAACGUUAAGACAGAAGCUGCUGUCCAAAUUUCAACUAACAGUGAGGGACAAGUUUUGGAAGCAAAGCUGUUAAAGAAAUUUUGUCAGAAACUUCAUCAGAAAUUAUUAAAUAAAAUCUUGCAGUUAAAACAAUUCUUAGGGUCAGAGUUGUGUAUCUCAAGUGAUCAAGUCAAAUUAUUUAAUAAUGAUAAUUUGAAUUCUCAUUUAUUCAAUCCAUAAGUUUUUCCAAGAACCUUUUCUUUAAUGUAUGAAGCUGAAAACUGUGGCACUGUUGUCUAGUAUUAAAAUGCUGUAUAAUCUGUCACUUGUGAACUCAACUUCUCAGAAUGUCCCCUGCUUUUCUUUUUGAGGGGAAAUGUUGGUGACAAAGCAUUGCCAGCUGUUUCCAUAUUAGCAUUUCUUACUCCUAUUUCAACAUACUUAAAUUCUCAACCUCUAAAUGGUACAAACUAUUCUAAUGAAAAUUUUCAUUAUAAUAAUCACAUGAUGAUUUUGCAGCAGUUAAAAUGCCAUAAUAAUGUAAUUUUACACUAGUUACAUUUCAGUAACAUAUCUUCAUAUUUAAUAAUGUUCAAGCAUUGUACUUGGUAAGCUGAAUCUCACAGGCUGGUCAGACAUGUUAUCCAGUAUUAAAUUUGAUUUCUUGUUACCUCUUUUGUCACAGAUUUUUAUUUAUCAGAUAUUAGCUGUAAAGAAUUCAAUCUUUGCUUUGGAGCCUUUCAUAGACUUUUUUUUUUAUGGUGGAUUACAUCUAGAUCAGUUAUGUGAAUACAGUCAGAUUUAGAGAUGUAAGGGUUAUACUUCUGGCGUUUAAGAAAUAAUCAUGCUUGAAGUACUGUUUCAUUGGCUGAUUUUGAGCCGAAUUUAGAAAAUAUUAUUUUUUAUUCUACUCACAUUAUCUGCAAGUCACAUUGAUCUUACAGUGAGAAGAAGUAAAAUGAAGUUUAGGGUGUGCAGUGUCUUUUUAUAGAAGUUAUAACUCACAUCAAAUAGGAGUCAGUUUUAGAUGCAAAGUAUUAUUUUCUAGAAGUAUUGUCAUAAUUAUAACUGGUAGAGGGAUUCAAUAUAUAGAGAUUUUUGGUUAUAUUGACAAUGAUCAGGAAAGCAAAUUUCAGGGCCUUGACAAAAUGCAGGGAAUGCUGAUAAAGCUUUAAAUUCUCUCAUAAAAGUUUGCUUGAAGAGAAAUACAAAAUUAUGAGGCCUUGAAAACUUUUAUAUAUAAAGUUGAUUCUUAGACCACAUUAAUCAGUAGACCACUUGUAGGUUUUAUAUGGACAUGAAGAAAUAAGAAAUUAGAAAUAUAAAAUAUUAUCAUGUAUCCAAUCUAAUGUUGCUUAUUAUCAUGUUACAAAAUUGUGUUCUUAUUAGGAAUGUCUAAAUAACUAAGUUUUGUUGUAGCAGAUUUUCAUCAUCAUCUUUUUUUUUCUUUUUUUUUCCAAGCUUUUGAGAUGCCAGACAUCCAAAAACAGGCAUUUGUCACAGAAUGAUUGUUCCAAAGACCUACUGCAAUAAUCUUAGUGUUAUACAGUUGGUUUACCAAUAUUGUGCCAAAAAAGGUUUAAAGAUCUGGACAUUAAAUGCUGUUGAUAGUUUAUUUUGCUACAAGUAAGUUAAACAUAAAAAUUUCUGCAAUUAGAAAAUAUUGUGGUUAUUGUUAAGGAAAAUUGAAAUAUGCUGUAAAUAAGAUAUAUUUUUUACCUCAUGAAAACCUGUUGAGAUGAAAAGUUGUUUGAAUUUAUUAUACAAUAUUGUACAGGUAUUUUAUGAAUUCAACUGCAUUUUUGUGAUAGAAUAAUUUUAGCUAUCUUAUGUGUCAAUCAACUUCAGUAAUAGUCACUGAAUAACAUAUUGUACUUAAUCGCAUAAUUUAUACCGUAUUCUGAAGAAUGAUUUCCAUUGUUGAAAUAUCUAUACUAAUUGUAUGGUCAUGUAUGGUCAGUACAUCAAAUUCAGCUAUAUGCUUUGUUUUGAAGUAACAGAAAUAUUACUUGCAUUAUUAUUCCAUGUAAAUUUAUAGAUUACUGGAAAUUUCUUGAAAGUCGUAUUGGUAUUUGAUUUUAAGGAUCAUAAAAAAUCAAGGUCUUGUAAGGUUUGUUGCAUUUUGUUAUAUAUUAACUGAAUGUUUUGUUCCUAUAACUUAGCAGCUUUCAUUCUUUAAUUUUUGUAGAUAAGAAACAUGCAUAUCUAGAGAAAGCUGAAAUUUAUAUGCAAAGUAUUGCUAAACAGUACAGUAAUCUGUGUUACAUAUUGAUUAUAGUCAUGACAAUUAUUUUGAAACUUAUUUCAGGUAUUUAUUUUUAUUUUCUACAUUCUUAUAACUUAGAUAGAAAUACAGGUUACACUUGGUUGUGAUUAUUUUUUUUCUUAAGUCAAACUAUUUUAUUUACCCUUGUCUUCUAUGUUCUACCUUUAUUUUUUCUGGCAAGUUUUACUUUUUUAUUCAGUUGUAAACAUUAGUUUGUAAUAGUAUUUAGUUGAUAAUUAACCAAAGACUUGAUAUGUAAGUUGAAGUGAUAAGAUUACAUACAUGUUUUAAAUGUUUUUAUCCACUUGGAUACUUGAAAGUAUCAGGAGGAUUACCAUGCUUUACCAUGUAUCAGUUCUAAUUGACUUCAUAAUUUUAUGGGCAUAAAAUGUUUGUUUAAUGGAUGAAAUACUUUUUCUGCUUUACAUGUGAUUCAGUGUUAUUUGUAGUUUUCAGCAUUUUAUUUCAAUUCAAAAUGUUCUUUUAGUUAUUUUGUGUAAUAUUCUUUAGUUUAAGAAGCACUGUAUCAACCCUUUUCUCACAUACUUUGCCAUAAACCCUGAAAGUUAAGUACUGUCUGUGUAAACAAAUUAUAUUUGUUACUUUCAUUGUGAUUAUUUUUGUUGUGACAGACUGUAAGAUUUGGAAUAUGCACUGAAAAAUAAUUUGUAGCUAAUGAUAGAUUAUUUACUCAAAAAGAACACCCUUUUUUUUUGUACAUGUGCAUUAAUCUACAAGUAGGCAAAGUAGACCUACAAUAGAAAUGGCUGUAGCAAUAAUUACAAGAGGGAGUGUGAGUGUGUGUGUGUGUGUGAGACCUCAGUAGUGUGGAGUCACAAAGUUUCCUGUAACUAUACCAUGCACAUAUGCUGAUUUUGCUUUAGAGCAAAUGUCCUGUGUGCUUGUUGUAAGAAUAUUUUUUUUAUAUAUUUCAGGUUGUAAUUUGUUAAGUGAUUGUGGGCACAACCUAUACUCAUGAGGUUUUGAUAUAAACAAGUAAAAAAAAUAAUAAGCUAUGAGGAUUUGGACUGAAAUUACCACAUGCUUAUAUGUAUUAAUCUUAUUUUUUUCUGUUUAAUAUUGUGAUAUGAAUGAUAGAUAAUUCCUUAUCAUAUUUAGCCCCUCUUCUUAGAAUGUCAUCCUAUUGUUAAGACUGAAGGUUUGUUUGUGUAUGAACACCUUCUGUCUUCUUAUGACAUUCUGAAUGCGGUGCAUGGGAGCAUGGUCGUUGUUGACCAGUUUUUACCCGAUAUAUGCUCGCGUUGCCAGAUCUCACAGGAUUCCUUGCUUUUUCAUCUCCAAUUUUUAACCGGAUCCAGCUAGGCACUAAAAAAUUAUCCUAUUGUUAAGACCUCAGGUUUGUAGCUAUGAAAAAUACAAAUUGUCUUAGAAAAUUUUUCAUUUUUUAAUAAGCGGCGGCUACAUGUACGGCAUACGUACUGGCUAGGACAGACAAUGAUAUUACUGUAAGAUUAAUAUCAAGAGGUAUUCCUCCAAGUAGCUUGAGCCAGAUUCAUCUUGGUGGUAGCCCAUAUUUGCCCCCCCCCCUUUUUUUUUUUUUUUUUUUUUUUUAGAGAUAUCGUGAUGCAUUUUCAAUGAUACCUUCAAAAGGUUAUGGCCAAUGAAUAUUAUCUUGUGUAGGAGAUCUUACCUGGGCUUCUUGGUGCUGAAUACUGAAUGUUCAUGAUACCAUACCGUAAACUGUGCUGAAGCCAACCCUGAUACUAACUUAACACCAAGUUACACUUACUUGUAGAUUACCACCUUACAUGGCAUUUAACUACAGUGUUACAAGUUUUGGCAUGUUGCUCAUCAAGUACAUUAAAUUUUAUAACUGUUCUGCCACCACUUGCUAAGGUCAACUAAGCUAACUGGGAGUCUCAUUACUUCUUUAAUAAAAGUAAUUAUUGUUUCGAUCACUGUCCUUCUUGCUGCACUUCUGGGAGUUUUUUUUCUGUUAGUUUAGGGAAGGCAUCUAAAAUUGUUAAAAUAGCUUUUGAUUUUACAUCAGGUCCUGUUUUCCAUAGUUUUAAAUUGGAAUCCUUUGAUUUAAGAAAUUUAAUAAUAACUUGUCAUUUAUAUCUGUUAGUGAUUUCAGUCAUUUAUAAUCUGUUAGCGAUCCCCUUCUUACUGGGGCAGAUUACCCUCUCUCUAGUAGCCAGUGAUAAAGUAAGCACAUUGGUGUAGCUUACCCUGGUUAAUAGGUAAUGCAGGUACCCUGUUGAAUAGUUACAUCAAGUUUGGAUUAAAGCACAUGUACAUUUUUUCAUCCAGUCAUUUACACUUGUAAAUUGCUCAUAUUUUUUUAGUCAUUGCUUUAUACCAUUUUCUUUUUCAUUGCCACAAGUUAUUUCCUUAAUACCAAGCCAUUAAUAUUUCAUUGUAAUGAUGAGUAUUAAUCUAGACAUGGAGAACAUUAGUAUGGAAUUUUUAAAAUACUUUGUCAUAAUGGUUGGCAUAGAGGUUUUAACUUUGCAAAGUGUUUCAAGAUCUUCAGAGAUUUUAGAACAUGAAUAUAAAUGUUAGUACAGAGUAAAUGAUGUUUUAAGCCUGUACAAAUCCAGUUCAUUAUCUUAUUAAGUUAAUCCCUCAUUAGUGAUUUUCUUCUAGUCAGCUUUAUCCUUAAAGUUUAUUUGGUAUUACUCCUGUCUUGCAAUGCCUUCAAAUGUCAAGAAGCAAUGUAGUAAAUGUAUUGUAUUGGAAAGUUAUGAAUAAUAAUAAUGUUCAUUUUGCUAAUAAACUUACAAAAUAAA
Molecule: messenger RNA, 9168 nt
Organism: Macrobrachium nipponense
Lineage: Eukaryota; Metazoa; Arthropoda; Malacostraca; Decapoda; Palaemonidae
Gene: CYLD
Product: ubiquitin carboxyl-terminal hydrolase CYLD-like
Exons: 19
Coding region: 167-2509 (780 amino acids)
Biological process (GO): protein K63-linked deubiquitination
Cellular component (GO): cytosol
Molecular function (GO): cysteine-type deubiquitinase activity; K63-linked deubiquitinase activity
Source: RefSeq, a predicted model, not a curated record